Messenger RNA from Salvia miltiorrhiza (redroot sage), 1631 nucleotides. RefSeq names its product calmodulin-binding receptor-like cytoplasmic kinase 2. Gene Ontology annotation, biological process: protein phosphorylation. Gene Ontology annotation, molecular function: ATP binding; protein kinase activity. The transcript has 6 exons. The coding region runs from base 165 to 1442 and encodes 425 amino acids. NCBI's taxonomy places the organism in Eukaryota, Viridiplantae, Streptophyta, Magnoliopsida, Lamiales, Lamiaceae. The record is from RefSeq and is a predicted model, not a curated record.
GUUUAGUUUUCAAAAAAGUGGGCAUGGAUAAAAGUCAAAGUCAUCGUCGCUAACACAACUUGCAAUUUAAUGCCAAAGCUGCCCGCCAUCUCUCUCUCUCUCUCUCUCUCUUAAACACAUAAUCCACUUGAAAAAACUUGUGCGACGUAGGAGCAUCCCUAGCCAUGAGGAGUUCUUCUCUCGGCGGCCGGCGCCGGAGCUCCGACGCCGGAACGCCUGUGAAUUCCUCUCACUCGGCGAGCACAUCGACCUUCUCCUCAUCAGCCUCCACCAAUACUUCUCGGAGGUCAGCCACCCCCACAACCGCCGCCACCAGGAACCCCGUCGCCGCCGCCGCCUGCUCCAUCGCGGAUGCGCUGGUGGCUUGUUUCACUCCCCCCGAGCCGGAGAAAAACUUCAGCAACACUUUCAAUGAUUCUUCUGCAUCGAGUUCUGGAAGCAGGCAGAGGCGUAAUUCAAAUCAAUCGAUAUAUGGUAGUACCAACGGUUCAACUCACCGGAGAGAGCCAGGAAGUAUGAAGUUCACCUUUGAAGAAAUCCUGAAGGCGACCAGAAACUUCUCGCCCACCUUAAAGAUCGGACAAGGAGGAUUUGGAACGGUCUACAAGGGUCAUCUUGAAGAUGGAACGAUAGUUGCCAUUAAACGCGCCAAGAAGAUUGUGUAUGAUAAACACUUAGGAGUUGAGUUUCAAACUGAGGUUAGGACUCUAGCAAAAGUGGAACAUCAGAAUCUAGUGAGAUUAUAUGGUUUUUUGGAACAUGAAGAUGAGAGAAUUCUUGUGGUUGAGUAUGUUGCAAAUGGAACUCUUAGGGAGCAUCUGGACUGUUUGGAUGGCAACAUUCUUGAUUUUGCUUCACGGUUAGAAAUUGCGAUUGAUGUGGCACAUGCUGUCACUUAUCUGCAUAUGUACACAGAUCAUCCUAUCAUACACAGAGACAUCAAGUCCUCCAACAUUCUCCUCACUGAGAAUCUACGAGCAAAAGUGGCCGACUUUGGUUUUGCACGGCUGGGAGCUGAUAGUGAGACGGGAGCUACGCAUGUUUCUACUCAAGUCAAAGGAACUGCUGGCUACUUAGAUCCGGAAUACCUCAAAACUUACCAGCUCACAGAGAAGAGUGAUGUCUACUCGUUUGGUGUCUUGCUGGUAGAGCUCAUCACAGGCAGACGUCCCAUUGAGCCUAAACGAGAUGUCAGGGAACGCAUCACUGCCAAAUGGGCAUUGAAGAAGUUUACCAAUGGUGAUGCAAUUAUGGCUUUGGAUCCGAGGCUGGUGAGGUCUCCUGCGAAUAACUUUGCCCUCGAGAAGAUUUUUGAGUUGUCGUUGCAGUGUUUGGCUCCCCACCGGAAGAACAGGCCAAGCAUGAGGAAAUGCGCGGAGAUUCUUUGGAGCAUCAGGAAGGACCACAAGGAGCUGUCGAUUUUGGAUGUAAUCCACGAGUAAAUACAUACUACAUCAGAGUGCAGGCUGCAGCAUGUGUAGCUCAAUCCAUUUCUCAUACAAAUUGCUUGAUUUUGAUUGCUGUUUUAAGAGUGCUAUUGAAGGAAAUAUGGAGGAAGAAGCCACUGUCACAGGGUUGUAAAAUGAUGAUUGUACAUGCAUAUCAAUAUAUCAUACAGCAGAUUGGAGAUA